AUGUACAAGGCCGUCAUCCUGCCGACGCUACUGUAUGGAGCGGAGACUUGGACGGUGUACGCAAAGCAGGCACGUCGUCUGAACCACUUCCACCUCAGUUGUCUUCGUCGCAUCCUGAGGCUGAACUGGCAGGAUCGAAUCCCCGACACUGAUGUGCUGGAACGGACGGGAAUCCUCAGCAUCUACGCCAUACUGAGGCAAAUGCAGCUGCGCUGGAGCGGCCACCUGGUGCGCAUGGACAACGAGCGACUACCCAAACGACUCUUCUACGGAGACGUCGCGACGGGUUCUCGCAGUCAAGGAGGCCAGAUUCGCCGUUACAAGGAUACCCUGAAGUCCUCCCUGAAAUGCCUGCAAAUCAACCCCACCAACUGGGAGGAGCUCGCACUCGAUCGACCGACCUGGAAGAGAACAGUGAAGACAGGCGCUGCGAUCUACGAAGCCAACCGCAUCGCUGCCGCCAAAGCGAAACGUGAAGACCGCAAAUCACAAUUUCGCCCAGUAAGAAACGCCUCCGCACAACCGCUUCCAACGUGUCCUCGAUGUCAACGGACAUUCCGGGCUCGAAUCGGACUUGUUGGACAUCUUCGGAUUAACUGCGCCUCUCGAACGGCACCAACCAUCGUCCCCCCGCCUGCCUCUUCCUCCUCCUCCUCCUCUCCGCCGCCAACUAACCCUGACAAUUCUUCUGACCCACCACUUCCAUCAUUCUCCUUCUCCUCCUCAUCCUCCUCCUCCUCCUCCUCAUCCUCCUCCUCCUCCUCAUCCUCCUCGCCCACUGCUCCAACGGCGGCCGCUCUGGCGACUGUCCCACGCACAGCAACAGACACUACCACCACCUCCCCCGACUCCAGCGAUGAGGAUCCGGACUACACCUGCCCUCACUGCGACCGUACCUUCCCCUCACACAUCGACCUGGUCGGUCACUUGCGAAUCCAUCGCACAGAGACUGGCGAACCAGUGCCUGGAGCACCAACCUAUACCCACCAAGCUCGUCUCAACUGCCCACACUGUCCUCACACUUUCAGGCAUCGCAUGAGCCUAUUCGGCCACAUGCGCAUCCACGACGAACUGCUGUAG
Spirometra erinaceieuropaei is the source of this 1080-nucleotide messenger RNA. The record is from the annotation of a GenBank genome assembly. Lineage: Eukaryota; Metazoa; Platyhelminthes; Cestoda; Diphyllobothriidea; Diphyllobothriidae.